AUGGCUCCAAACCCAUCAGCCGCCUCAGGACGCCCGCCAUUGAGAAUCCUCAUGCUCCACGGCUACACGCAAUCAGGCCCUCUCUUCCACGCCAAAAGUCGUGCUCUCGUCAAGCACAUCCAAAAGAACUUCCCCUCUCACGAAGUGGUGGCAUCAUACCCCACAGGACCGUUGAAAUUACGACCCAGCGAUGUGCCCGGCUACGAACCCUCCGAAGGAAAUGGUACCAAUAACGAGGACGAAAUCGAAGCAUACGGGUGGUUCCGCCGAUCUAAUACCUCCGAUCCUCCCCUCUACCAGGGUCUCGAAGACGGUCUGGCCGCCAUUGCCAAAGUUCUCUCCGAAGAAGGACCCUUUGACGGUGUGAUUGGGUUCUCGCAGGGUGCUGCCAUGGUAGGCAUGGUCGCCGGACUGUUGGAGACAGGCCGACAGGAGGCCUUUGCACAUUUCGAACAACACGAUUCCGGAGGAGCGUCGGGGAUCCCGUACCCAGCAUCCUUUGCUGCGCCCGACUUCCAGCACCCCCGUUCAAGUUUGCAAUCGCAUACAACCCCCGUGCUGCAUGUGCUGGGGUCGUUGGACGCAGUGGUGGAGGAGUCGAAGAGUCGAGCAUUGAUCGAGGCGUGUGCGGGCAAGCCCGAGGCAGAUGGGUUGGUGGUAUGGCACCCCGGCGGUCAUUUCUUGCCCAGUCAACGGCCGUACCUUGAUGCUGUUGCGCGCUUUAUACGGGAGCAGUUAGAGAAGAACGACGGCAAGAAGAAGACGGAAGAGGAGGAGGAGGAGGAUGUCAACGAUAUGGAUGUUCCUUUCUAG
Messenger RNA from Penicillium diatomitis, 813 nucleotides. RefSeq names its product alpha/beta hydrolase. NCBI's taxonomy places the organism in Eukaryota, Fungi, Ascomycota, Eurotiomycetes, Eurotiales, Aspergillaceae. The record is from RefSeq and is a predicted model, not a curated record. The coding region runs from base 1 to 813 and encodes 270 amino acids. The transcript is spliced from 2 exons. Gene Ontology annotation, cellular component: cytoplasm; nucleus.